UGACGAGAGAGGCGUGUGGAGCGAGCGCGAUGGCGGCGGUGACUGGAGCUCACCUCAUCAGCAACAGACUGAACGCGGCUCAGGUCCUGGCAGCCGCCCAGACGGAGCUACUAGAGCUGCUGGGAGAUCCGUCCGUCAAGAAGGUGAUAGUGUGGGACCCUGAUCUCAUCCAGCCAAUGACCAUAAUUGCCGAGGCAACCUUUAUCAGGAAAGGGGGUGUGACCAAGAUGGUUCGACUCCCGGUCACGGGACUGACCGAGCGUUACGAGGAUGCCUCGGAGUUCAUCUUCCUCGUCAGACCCACCCUCACAAUUGUGGAUAUGGUCGCCGAGGCAAUCAGAACCUCCAAGAAGAAGAUGGAGAAGAGGUUUACGGUGGCUUUCACACCUCACAAAGUGGAGUACUGUGUCGCCAAACUCAGGGAUCUGGGGUUGGAGCACGGCAGCAGAAGCCCAGUCCAGUUCUACAUCAACGAGUACCAUCUGGACAUCCUUCCUCUCGAUAGUGACGUACUCUCUCUUGACAUACCCACCGCUUUCAAGGAUCUGUAUGUAGAUCAGGACCCCUCGCCGGUCUACGAAACUGCCAGAGCCAUUGGUAAACUGCAGGCCCUGUUUGGAGUCAUCCCCAAGAUCUAUGGGAAAGGCAAGAAUGCCAAGCUGGUGGCGGAGCUACUGAAGAAUGUGCAGGGAGAGCUGGAGAGGACCCAGUCUAAGACUGGUCGACAGGAGGCGGCCAAUAUCGAUUCCCUCAUCCUGCUGGACCGUAGCGUCGACAUGGUGACCCCUCUCUCCUCCCAGCUGACCUACGAGGGACUCAUUGAUGAGACAUACGGCAUCAAAUACACUGUGGCAAAGUUCCCCCGCCACAUGUUCUCAGAGGAGGUCCUGAAGAGGGGUGGGGAGUCUACCGGUCCAUUUCCAGUCAAACUGGACUCUGACGACAGCAUGUUCUCCGCCAUGAGAGACCUCAACUUCAGAGCAGUGGGCGUCUUCCUCAGCGAUAAGGCCAAAGAAAUCUCUGCUCAGUUUGAGUCCCGUCAUGAUGCCAAGACAGUGACUCAACUGAAGUCGUUUGUUGAGAAGUUGCCACACAUGCAGGAUGCCAAGUUCAACCUCAGCAAACAUACGACUAUUGCUGAGUUGGUGAAGGCGGUGACUGAUAAUGAUGACUUCCUCAGCCUCAUCCAUACCGAGCAAGAUCUCCGUGAGGAGGACUACAGUGACAAACCACACCCCUACAUCGAGAAGUUGCUAGGCAACGCAUCUCACCACCCCAUCGAGAAGGUGUUGAAGCUGAUCUGUCUCCAGUCCAGUGCCAGUAAUGGCCUCAGAGCCCGUCUCCUGGAGCAGUACAAGAGAGAGGUCCUCCAUGCUUACGGCUACCAACAUCUCAACACUCUCCUCCAGCUGGAGAAGGCAGGACUUGUCCGGGCACGCUCCCAGGAGGAGAAAGGUGGACUACUUAGAGCCCAGGAGACCAGGGGCUUCCCCGCUCUCAGGAAGCAGCUGCAGCUGGUUGCCCAUGGCAAUGUCGUUGAUGACAGGAACCCAAGUCCAAGUUCCAUGACGUACCUGUUCUCAGGGUAUGCUCCGCUCAGUGUGAGGCUGGUGGAGGUGUUGUCCAGGAAACAAGGCUUCGCUGCUUUUGAGGAGGUCUUUCUCUUUGCUCUCCUCUUUCUCUGUCUGUCUGUUUUACAACUCUUUUAGACCAACAGCGCAUGAAUUUUUGCGGCGUCCACUCUGUUCAUGUGCAACUCCAAGUGUAAAUGGACCCAAUGUUCCACAUUUACAUUUUAGCUUGGUGCAGUGUUGGUAGGGUUCCAAUAUCUUUCCCGCAGGCCACCAGACAGCUGCCAGGUCCGCCAGCCUUCAUGAUGACUCAGUUAGGGAGACAGAGCCAAAAGAGAAACACUGUGGGUAAUAACAUGGUGCUGGUGUUCUUCAUUGGAGGAGUCACCCUGGCUGAGAUAUCGGCUCUUCGCUACCUCACCAACAGAGAAGACAGUGUGAUGGAGUAUGCUAUAGGGGCAACCCAUGUGACCAAUGGCCCCGCCCUCGUCAGCUCCGUCAUGGGGGACACACCCCUCUACCAUGCCUCCCGCAGUCUGUGGGAGAACAUCACUGACGGUGGGCGGGCCAGGACUCCGCCCUCUUCCUCCGCACCUCCUCCAUCACACAGGUUUGGACAUGCAUUUCACUCGUGCUUGUGUUCAGACAAACUAUACUUAGUGAUUCACAGUUUCUCCAUCUCAUCCACAGGGCCAGUUAGUUCCAUCAUGGACUCCAUCAUAGAUUUCGUUUGCUUUUACAAGUCAAAAUUUUCAAAUUAUUGUCUUUGUGUGACUACGUUAUAAAAUUGAAUCCUACACAAAAUACUACUUCUCUGCUACCAUGACUGUGUGUGUAUGUUACAGUGCAAGGCAGUUACUUAGUUGCAGCGAGGUAUAUACAGUCUAGUCUGUCCAUCAGAUGAUGAUGAUGUCAUCGUGAGGUGUGGCUAGUUGUGAGAUCCUCUGGUUCCUCCAGUUGAAAACAAAACCAGCUUCUUCCGGCCUUUCUUUGCCGUCUUCUUCGAACUCACACCUUUGCAAAAACGUUCAGAGUUCUUUCCUUACUAUCAGGAGUUACCAGGGAAAUGGUGGCUUAAAUUUUUUUCGUACUUUUAACGAGAACAUGAGGGUAAAGACAGGCCAACGAACAAGCUUGAAUACCACACCUACAUAUGUACAUAUUAUCAUGAGAAUGCAGUGAAGUAAUUACUAAAUUGGGGAGAGGUUACACCACAUCACAUGUCUGCUCUAACACGGGCAAGAUAAGCUGACAUGCAGGCAAAAGGCGGAUGGCACACCUUGCAAGGUGGAGACCUGAGUUGUGAGCAGAGCCUCUGUGAAUGCCUCCUGGAACGAAGGCACCUUCUCUCCCUCCCCUCCCUCCUCUCCUUUCCCUGUCUCCUCCCCCGGAGACCCAGCUCUUACAACACUAGAUGGAGAGGUCUUGAUUGGCCAAACAGGUGGGGGUUUCCCCUCAGUGCAUCAGCAAACGAGGGGUGAUCAGCGGAGCUGUCGUUCAGGACGACCUGACCAUUGUCCUGAACUCCGCUCUCCGCCGACGGGGAGGAGCGUCCUGGGAGAACCUCUGGUGCUACGAGACUGAGGUGUGAGGAGUGGGGAGGUGAGGAGGUGAGUUGGGGGAGGAGGUCGUGGAUCCUCUCCGGACUUAGUGGCUGGCACGAUGAGGUCGGGAGGGGAAACCCCUC
Geodia barretti is the source of this 3258-nucleotide messenger RNA. The record is from the annotation of a GenBank genome assembly. NCBI's taxonomy places the organism in Eukaryota, Metazoa, Porifera, Demospongiae, Tetractinellida, Geodiidae.